CGCGCUCGAUCAUCUUCUAUAUAACUACAAACCCCAUGAAGCAUUCAUAUUGUGCUUAGGUUCCAGGGCUACUUUAAUAAUUAUUCUAUUAGUUCCAAACUCAUUAUUAGUUGUUUACACAGAUCUGAGGGUACUAAUUUGUUUUUCGAAGAUGGCUUUUGGAGAAAACCUUGUGACGCUUGCCAUAUGCAUCGUCUUGGGGACAUUUGCAUCCCAAGCCACAUCUCGCGCAGUCUACAAAGCUUCCAUUGCUGAAAAACAUGAGCAAUGGAUGGCCGAGUAUGGGCGUGUCUACCAAGACAGCGCAGAGAAGGAACGGCGUUUUGCUAUAUUCAAGAAGAAUGUAGAGUUUGUGGAAAAAUUCAACAAUGACGGGGACAAGUCGUACACGUUAAGUGUCAAUCAAUUCUCUGAUACGACUGAUGAAGAAUUCCUCAAACCUCAUACUGGAUACAAAACGCCCAUCCAGUCAAGUUUCACGGCUUCAUCCAAAGAUGAAUCGUUUAUGUACCAAAGGCGCCUGGCCACCGAGCAAAUCCCAGCUAGGAUGGACUGGAGGGAACAUGGAGCUGUGACUCCUAUCAAGAAUCAAUUUUCAUGUGGUGCUUGCUGGACAUUUGCGGCGGUGGCCGCCGUGGAAGGGAUUACAAAAAUCAAAACCGGCAAAUUGGUCUCCUUGUCCGAGCAACAACUUUUGGAAUGUGACGACGAUGGUAGUCGCUGCAAAGAAGGUGACAUAGAAUCAGCUUUUAAAUACAUAAUGAAAAAUAAAGGAAUUGCUACUACAAAAGAGUACCCAUACCUGAGCACUUCUUUAAACCAAACGUUCCAAGCAUGCGACACUCGUAAGGCAGCUCAUCAUGCUGCAACGAUUACUAGCUAUGGUCGAGUGAACAAUGGGUUUUAUGUCAGAGAACGUCCUCUCCUCAAUGCUGUUUCCUUCCAACCGAUCGCGGUUGCCAUCGACGGUAGUGGAAAGGAAUUUAAGAAUUACCCAGGUGGCAUCUUCGAAGGUCCUUGUGGUGAACACCUGAACCAUGCUGUAACAGUUAUUGGGUAUGGGACUGAAAAAGACACCGACUACUGGCUAAUCAAGAAUUCAUGGGGGGAAAAGUGGGGUGAAAAUGGUUACAUGAGAAUUCUAAGAACUAAUGCUCCAGGUGGAGGACUCUGCGGCCUUGCUUUGCUUGCUUAUUAUCCGAUUGUAUGACAAUAUCAAACCUAUCACUAUGAAAGCAGUUCUGUUAUGCUGCGUUGAUGCCAAAGUCAGAGAUGAUGCGGCUAGUAACUUGGUAAAUCACGAUUAUAUUUUGGGGAUAUAUAUUCUCGAUAAAUAUAUAUUUCAGGGAUAUAUAAAUAAACUCUAUUUACAUCGUCCCCUUUCUAUA
Argentina anserina (silverweed cinquefoil) is the source of this 1388-nucleotide messenger RNA. Its product is annotated as ervatamin-C-like. The record is from RefSeq and is a predicted model, not a curated record. Gene Ontology annotation, cellular component: lysosome. NCBI's taxonomy places the organism in Eukaryota, Viridiplantae, Streptophyta, Magnoliopsida, Rosales, Rosaceae. Gene Ontology annotation, molecular function: cysteine-type endopeptidase activity. The coding region runs from base 152 to 1210 and encodes 352 amino acids. The transcript is spliced from 2 exons.